Messenger RNA from Verticillium nonalfalfae, 1713 nucleotides. RefSeq lists its product as uncharacterized. Bases 1 to 1713 code for a protein of 570 amino acids. The transcript is spliced from 2 exons. Gene Ontology annotation, molecular function: amino acid transmembrane transporter activity. The record is from RefSeq and is a predicted model, not a curated record. Gene Ontology annotation, biological process: amino acid transmembrane transport. Gene Ontology annotation, cellular component: membrane. NCBI's taxonomy places the organism in Eukaryota, Fungi, Ascomycota, Sordariomycetes, Glomerellales, Plectosphaerellaceae.
AUGGCGGCACCACCCAAAGAUUUCGACACUGGGGCACAGCCCCUUGGGGCUACCCAAGAGAAAGGCCAGUCCCUGCGCGCUAACAGCAGCGACGGCGAGCUUCGCGAGGGCGUUAUUGAGCGCGACAACGCCGACCAGCUCCAGCGACAUCUCGGCAAUCGUCAGAUCCAGCUGAUCGCGAUUGGCGGCUCCAUCGGUACUGCCCUCUUCGUCAGCAUCGGCACUGGUCUCCAGCGCGGCGGGCCAGCUUCUCUCUUCCUCGGUUACCUCACUCAGUCCAUUGUGCUCGCAUGCGUCAGCAACGGCUUGGCCGAGAUGUGUGUCUACAUGCCCAUCUCUGGCGCCUUCAUCCGCUUCGCCGGCAAGUGGGUGGACGAAGCUUGGGGAUUCAUGGCUGGUUGGAACUUUUUCUUCUAUGAAGCCUUCCUGAUCCCCUUUGAGAUUGCGGCCCUGAACCUUGUUCUCGGCUUUUGGCGUGACGAUAUUCCUGAAGCUGCUGUGUGUGUUGGAUGCAUCGUGUUGUACGCCUUGCUCAAUGUCGUCGCCGUCAAGUACUUUGGCGAAGCCGAGUUUUGGCUCGCCAGCGGCAAAAUUCUGCUGAUUCUCAUCGUCUUCACAUUCACCUUCGUGACCAUGGUCGGUGGCAACCCCGAUAAUGAUGCCUACGGUUUCCGAUACUGGAAGAAUCCUGGCGCUUUCGCCGCCUAUCAGACCACGGGCGACCUCGGUCGCUUCCAGGGCUACCUAGCGGCCCUUUAUUCGGCAUGCUUUACCGUCGUCGGCCCUGAAUAUCUAUCCAUGGUCGCCGGUGAGGCCAAGCGUCCGCGGACCUAUCUCAAGCAGGGCUUCAAGUCUGUGUAUUGGCGCUUCGGCUUCUUUUUCAUCGGCGGAGCCCUGUGCGUCUCCAUCGUCCUCCCUUACAAUGACCCGGAUCUCGACAACGCCGGAGCCGGCACCGCCAACGGCUCGCCGUACGUCAUCGCCAUGAAGAACAUGGGAGUCGGGGUUCUUCCCCACGUGGUCAAUGCUCUGCUCUGUACCAGUAUUUUCAGUGCCGGCAAUGCCUACACGUACUGCGCAAUGCGCUGCUUGUAUGGACUUGCCCUGCAGGGGCAGGCCCCGAGCUUCCUGAAGAAGUGUCUCAGCAACGGUAUUCCCGUUUACUGUUUUGCCGUUGUCAUGGUGUUCCCCUUCAUCUCGUUCCUCCAGGUAUCGGGCGACACAGCCGGUGUCGUGACGAAGCUACAGAGUUUGACGUCGGCAUCUGGUCUGAUCAACUACAUCGUGAUCAGUGUCACAUACAUCUGUUUUUACCGCGCCUGCGAGGCCCAAGGGUUGGACCGGAAGACGCUACCUUACACGGGAUGGUUUCAACCAUACUGCGCCUAUAUUGGUGUGUUCUGGAUGACUCUAAUGGUCCUCACCUUCGGGUACACCACUUUCCUCACAGGAAACUGGGACACCCUCACAUUCUUCUCCUACUACACCAUGGUCUUUGUCGCCAUCAUUUCAUUCACUGGAUGGAAGCUUUUGAAGCGCUCGCGCAUCGUCCGUCCUCACGAGGCCGACCUCAUCUGGGAGCGACCUAUCGUUGAUGCCUACGAGGCAAAGUUCAGCUCGCCACCGACACGGUUCCGCGACGAUGUCAAAAACAUCUUUCGCCGCAAGAACAAACAGGGUGCGGGGGCUGCUGAAGAGGCUGCAAUCGCUUAA